Messenger RNA from Thermothelomyces thermophilus ATCC 42464, 1724 nucleotides. RefSeq lists its product as uncharacterized. The record is from RefSeq and is a predicted model, not a curated record. The coding region runs from base 333 to 1505 and encodes 390 amino acids. Gene Ontology annotation, cellular component: cytoplasm. The transcript has a single exon. Lineage: Eukaryota; Fungi; Ascomycota; Sordariomycetes; Sordariales; Chaetomiaceae.
CGUCGGUCUCAGUCAUGCACGGUGGACCACUCGGGGAUUUUGUACUUUUCUAGAACCCCAACUCUUUCUCGAUUCCCCUGCCAAGACUAUUAUUGCCCCUCCAAAACACCCCGCGAACAACGCCCCGCGGUUCGGAGUCAAUCUGAUCGUUUUUGCCUCAUCCAGUUUAUGCCGAUCUUUCUUGAACCAUAUCUCAAGACCUAACCUAUUAGUAUAGCAGAAAUCAAAGAACAACCCUCCAAUCACAGGCACAUUCACUCGACACCGUAGAGUUGGGGACCUAAGAAAGAAAGAAUAAGAAGGGGAGAGAAACCAAAAAAAAGCCGCCCAGCAUGACCCAAUCCGAUCCGCCAACCGCUCGAAGACCGAUCCCCAUCACCAUCGUGACCGGCUUCCUCGGCGCGGGCAAGACGACGCUGAUCCUCAAUCUCAUCCCGCAGCUGCGCGCCCUCAAUCCAAACUACAAACUUGCCCUGCUCAAGAACGAGUUCGGCGACGUGGCGAUCGACUCGCAGCUGGCCUCGUCCUCGGCCAUCGCCGGCGUGACCGAGCUGCUCAACGGCUGCAUCUGCUGCAACCUGGUCGGGCAGCUGGGCCCGGCGCUGGCCGAGCUGCGCACGGGCGCCGCCUCCCCGGACCGCGUCGUCAUCGAGACCAGCGGCAGCGCCUUCCCCGCCACCCUCGCGCUCGAGGUCAACCGGCUGGCGCGGGAGACGGGCGGCGAGUACGUCCUGGACGGCGUGGUCAGCGUCAUCGACGUCGAGAACUGGAAGGGCUACGAGGACACGAGCUACACGGCGCGGCUGCAGGCGCGGUACACGGACCUGGUCGUGUUCAACAAGUGGGAGGGCUGCGGCGAGAGGCGGUUCGACGAGGUCCUCGACCGCCUCGGCGAUCUCGAGGUGGACGUCGCCUGGGUCAAGAGCGACAAGGGCUGGGUCGACGCCGGGGUCGUGUUCGGGAUAGACGGCGGACUCGCCAGGGGGUUGGCAGACGACGAGGUCAAAGACAGGAACCAUACGGCGGAUGCGGAUGGGACUGGGCAUGAUAAGCAUGAUGACCACGAGAAGGAGCAUCACCAGUCCGAGGUGGAGGUGCUGUCAAUCGAGCUGAAGGGAGGCGGUGAGGAGCAAGGGGCGGCCGUGGACGCGGAGAAGCUGAUGAACUUCCUGAAAAGCUCGCCUAAGGACGAGGUGUACCGCAUCAAGGCCGUGUUGUCGACUUCGGGUACGGUCAAGAACUCGGAGGAGAGCGUGUCGGUGCCGGCAUCGACACCUUCUACCACCAACAGGUACAUACUGAACUGGGCCUUUGGCAGGUGGACUUUCACCCCGGUGGCGGAUGGCGUAGCCGAGCAUGCGUCAAGCAGCAACGCCGUCUUGAGGAUGACCAUGAUCUUGGCGAGGUACUCGAGCACCAAGUGGAAGAAGAAGCUCGAGGCGGGCGGGCUGUUAGAACUAGACGGCACAGACAAGGGUGCAUUGACGGUCACGAAGGUCAACUAAGACUAUACGGCGGUCAUAGACGUCGACGAUUAGAGUUUACGAGAAGGUUAUGAAGAAGAAUCUAUCCCAAGCCAGCAAGGUCGCACAGGUUACUGUGUAUAUAUAUACCAGACGAUACACUGCAUUCAUCACUUAUGAUUGGAACCCAAUCUAGGUCUCCACUUAAUUAUAUAAAAUGGCACAUAUUUGUAGACCCAUUCGGCUCUUCAUCUCCCUGCU